AUGCGAUCACUCCUUUCCCUUGUCUCUCUGGCGACAGCCAGCACCGCGCUCCUCGUCCCGGGUCCCAGCGGUCCCUACGCCGUCGGCUUCAGCACCUUGGUCCUCACCGACAGCAGCCGCCAGGAUCCCUUUGCGCCGACGCCGCAGAAGCGUCGUGUGCCCAUAUCCGCCUACCUACCGGUCGAUGUGAGCAAGAAACCAUGCCGCAAGCAGACGCGCCCGUACAUGACCCCCGCAGUGGCGGCGUACUAUGACCAGGGCGCAGCGCAGCUGGGGCUGGCCAACGACACCUUUGCCAAGUUUGACAUGGAGUAUUGCAAUCUCGAGAAGCUGUGCGGCACAAAGACGGGCGGAAACUUCCCGCUGGUUCUAUACGACACCGGCGUCGGUCCUCCUCGCAGCCUGUACGGCGCAAGGGCGAGGGAUCUUGCCAGCCAGGGCUACAUUGUCGUGACCGUCGACCACCCCUACGACGCCGAGGUUGUCGAGUUCCCCGACGGGUCGAUCGUCAAAGCAACCGCCUUCAACGGCACGGAGGCUGAGAUUAUCCACUUUCUCAAGGUUCGUGGUCAAGACCUCUCAUUUGUGCUCGCCCAGCUGCAGACCAGUAGCGUGCACGGGAAGCUGCUCGCGCACUACCCGUCCGCCAUUGACUUUUCGCGCACCGUCUCUGUCGGGCACUCGCUCGGUGGCGUCGCCUCGGAGCUCAUCGCCAACAGCGAGCGCCUCGUCCGCGGCGCCGUCAACAUGGACGGCGGCAUCCGCGAGCCCGUGCUCAGCGCCGGCGCCACCAAGCCCACGAUGCAGUUUGGCCGCGCCGGCCACGGCGACACGGACCCGACUUGGGACGAGUUCUGGCCGCGCCUGCGCGGGCCGGCCGCCGAGAUUGCCCUCGCCAACGCCACCCACGGCACGUUUACCGACGCCCUGACGCUGGUCGGACCUCUGCUGGGCAGCCUGCCCCCGGCGGUUGUCAAGGGCGUGCAGCAGGAGCUGGGCACCAUCGAUCCCAAGGAUGCUGAAAGGGCCAUUACGGGGGCGUUGGUGGCUGGAUUGGAGUUUGUCUUUGAGGGCCGCUCCGAGGGGAUUGACAAGAUUCAUGAGCACUAUUCGAGCAUCGCCCUCGUGAGAAGCCACCUUUAA
This is a messenger RNA of Akanthomyces muscarius, 1143 nucleotides long. RefSeq lists its product as uncharacterized. Gene Ontology annotation, molecular function: 1-alkyl-2-acetylglycerophosphocholine esterase activity. Bases 1 to 1143 code for a protein of 380 amino acids. The transcript is spliced from 2 exons. Lineage: Eukaryota; Fungi; Ascomycota; Sordariomycetes; Hypocreales; Cordycipitaceae. The record is from RefSeq and is a predicted model, not a curated record.